GUGAGAGCCGACAUGCCGUUCCUGCCGCAGGCACUCGUUAUCGUUGUUCGUCUGAUACCGGUUUGAAAGCUUCGAGACAAAGUUCCUUCGAGUUCCUUCUUCCCCUUUCAGCGUCUCUCCUUAAGCAUUUGUGCCUUCUUUCGCAAACAAGUGCUCUGUUGUACCUUGUGCGCCCUCGCUUCCAACAAGUAAUCUUUACAAAAGAGAAAAGGAUAUCAUUGUAAUAGCGCUAAAACUUGGAAUAAUAUAAGGAUUAUAUUGUCGAUAUCAAGAGGAUAAAAAAAAAAAGAGAAUCAAGAGAAAGAGAGCUACGUUUUCUGGAAUUAGAAAACAAGUUGCAGAGAAGAGGAGAGUUGUGUUUUUCUUAUCCUUUUAACAAUUAAAAAAGAUUACAAGAGAGAGAGACUUCCUUCUUUCUCUCUCACUCGUGUUCUUCCUUUUUUCUCCUCUCCCACUUGCAACUCCUCCUGUAGCAUCCGCCUCUCUCUUCCUCUCUCGCUCAGUAUCCCCCUUGUUCCCACCUUUCCUCUGAACGUUCCUCGUCUAAGGCGCGAGGUAGACGGCACCGUGCGCUACGUAAACCGCGCACAGGGGAUUUCUAAAUUCCUUGGGCGCGGGAGAGUUUUAGCGAGGUUGUAAAUAUGGCGUGUGAACGGUGGUGCUCAGAACGUGGCGACUAUCAGGCGACCGGUUCUUCUUCUCCUUCACAAUGGCCUUACGUACUACUACUCCUGGUCGUUCUGCUUUGCUGUGGCUCGUCAUCCCUGGCGAUUGGCGAGUCUGAUUAUGAACACUAUGGCUAUUAUGGAAUCAUGUCAAACGCGAAAUCAUCGAUCGACUAUAAAUCCCCGUAUAUAUCCAUCAUUCCUGAAGGAGAACUACUCCAUAGAGAACGUCGAAAGGCUAUCAGUAAAGACAAGAUAAACUCUGAUAGAGAACCUCAAGCUGAACUAGCUGACGACAAGGAGCAACAGGAACAGCAACAGCAACAACAGCAGCAGCAAGGGUCAGAACAAACUUCUAUUAAUCAUCAGAUAAAUCUGCAUCCACAGUUGACGCUUCAACAAAACCUGAAACAACAACAGGAACAACAACAACAACAACAAAAGUUUGCUAAUGCAACAUCAAACUCACAAUCAGAUAAUAGUUCUUAUUCGACGAUUAGUGGACCACCAGAGAUUCACGAAGCAGUUUCUACCACCACUCCAAGCAUAAUGGUUUCUACACAAAAAUCUGAAGUUACAUCGAAGAAGAACUCAGUCGUUGUAUCUCAGCCAAUGAAUCCAGUAACUGGAAGUGCUUCACAGCAACGAUCAAUGUCUGGUGACACCACUGAGGAAUCGGAUAUUAAUGAAGGAGGCUAUGUUAGCGAAGCAGUCAACAACGAUCAAAACAAAAAGGUUCCAGAGGUUUCAGAGUCUACCACUGCAAAGGACAAUAGUAAUGAAAAAGAACAGUCAGAUACAGACAUAGGUGACAUAUCCAUCACCAAGUUUUCUGAUAUGAAUUCAUUUAAUAAGUUACUCACGCAAAACAACAUCACAAAGACCGAGACGGAUACACAUCAAUAUUACAACAGCUCAUUCAUCAUCGACGAAAAAUUUGCAAAAUCAUAUUGGGUUGACAUGGAUAACCAUCCUGAUCUUCGUGUUAAUCAUUUGCUUAGCCAAAGUCACCGCCGUGCAGCAACCGUCAAAUUGAAAUUCGACUUCCCGUUCUAUGGUCACAAGGUUCGUAAUAUCACCAUUGCAACGGGUGGCUUUUUAUAUACUGGAGAGUAUGUACAUAGUUGGCUAGCUGCCACUCAAUACAUUGCACCACUUAUGGCGAAUUUCGACACAAGACUUUCCAAUGAAAGCUUCGUUAAAUAUGCCGAUAAUGGUGUUUCAUUUACGGUCGAAUGGGAAAAAGUUUAUCUGCAGGAGAAGCAAUCAGACGGUUCAUUCACUUUUCAGGUAACUCUGCAUCAAAACGGUGACAUCGUUUUCGUCUAUUCCGUUAUUCCUUUCAUAGUAGAACAAAUAGAAGACACUACACAUCCUGUAAAGGUUGGACUCAGUGAUGCCUACAUUAUGGACAGGACAGUAUUCUUUGUUCGUCGAAAAACGAUCUACGAAUACCAUCGUGUCAAUUUCAACAGACAAGACAUUAAAAAUUGGACGGUCAUUUAUUUACGUGCAUUACCCACUUGCUUGGAAAUGGAUAACUGCCACGAUUGCAUAACAAAGUUAACAGAUUUUGAUUGCAAAUGGUGUUCCGAAUUAAAUCAGUGUAGUACUGGUACAUUCAGAUCACGACAAAACUGGCUAUUGAAAGGUUGUGACAUUAGACAUAUUAAAGAAGUGGACAAAUGUCCACCAUCUACGACUGUUUACAAGGAACAAGAAGAAGGACAUGAUCACGAUGGACACGUGCAUACGGAAGAAGAUGCUAACAUAAGUAAAUCUAUUGUGAAGAAGAAAAGUCCAGGAAACAGUCCUUUAGAACAUACUCGAGAAAAUAUGAACAUGAGUGUGUCAGGUAUAAUUGGGAUUCUCCUUAUGGUCACUCUGAUUGCUGGUUUAGGAGGAUGGGUUGCCUAUGCAUAUCGUAAUCCUCACAGUGCAUCUGGACAAAUGUUGAUCAGGUACCGUCCAAGUCAGUGGAGCUGGCGAAGAGGGGAAGCACGUUACACUGCUGCAACAAUCCAUAUGUGAUCACACAUAGGCAAUAUAUGAGAAAGUAAACAGAAGUUAAGGAAUACAGAACUGUUGGACCAAACUUCCUACUAAUUGUAUACUACUGCAAACACCAGACACAACAAAAGUACAUACCCAUCUAUAAAACGUUUGCUUGGACAAUGAGAAGCAUUUCCUUCCAGCAAAAUUUGCAAUAAUACAAGUUAAGAUCAAGUGUACGUAGAUCUAUACAUAUAAAUAUAUUUUAUCAUUGAUUA
Molecule: messenger RNA, 2935 nt
Organism: Polistes canadensis
Lineage: Eukaryota; Metazoa; Arthropoda; Insecta; Hymenoptera; Vespidae
Product: plexin domain-containing protein 2
Exons: 8
Coding region: 642-2696 (684 amino acids)
Source: RefSeq, a predicted model, not a curated record